AUUGACUAUCGCUGGGCGCACUUCAGACGCAGCCCAUCGAGCACUCCGUAUAAGAUGUGAUUCUGAACGUCGUACGACUCUCGACUGUGGUGGAUAUAGCAUGAUUCCUGGGAAGAACUGGCGCUCCGCCCUCACUGGUGCUAGUGGUGGUGGUAGUGGCAGUCGUGGUGUUGGUGCUGCAGGUGGUAAUAGCACCGGACCUGGCAAUGGUCAGCUGGUCUCCAAAAAUGGCCGCCCUACACUUCGGAUGCACCGCCUUCCCGGCUCACUGAGAGCCUUCGUCUGCAACUUCUUGUGGCCGCUACUGUGUCUCGCCUUGGGAACAGGUGCCACCGGCGGGGUCAAGGCGGUGCCUCUCGGCGACAUGGAGAGGAACGGCAAAGUCAAGGUGCACGGCGGCGUCGACGACGGCUCGGCCGCGUCCUCGCCCCUGUCGCCGGUGGCGGCCAGUAGCGGCGCCGCCUCGUCGACCGACAUGGGGGACAUGAUGACGCGCGUCUACGCCUGGAGGUUCGUGCAACUAACGCUCUUCAUCCUCUACUCCAUGACGAACGCCUUCCAGUGGAUAGAGUAUUCCAUCAUCACCAACCUCGUUAUGAAAUACUACAACAUAGAUGAGCUCACAGUGAACUGGACAGCUGUGGUGUACAUGGUGACCUACAUACCACUUAUCUUCCCUGCUUCCUGGCUGCUUGAACGACGAGGUCUUCGAUUUGUUGUUAUCCUAGGAGCGCUUGGGACUUGUGCUGGCUCAUGGAUCAAGGUACUGAGUGUGGAGCGUGACCGCUUUGUGGUGUGCCUCGUGGGCCAGACCGUCGUAGCCGUGUCGCAAAUCUUCAUCUUGAGCAUCCCACCACGCCUUGCAGCCGUCUGGUUCAGUGCGCAGGAGGUUUCUCGAGCAUGCUCCUUUGGAGUCUUCGGCAACCAGUUGGGAAUUGCACUGGGCUUCCUGAUUCCUCCCCAAGUGGUAACUGGGUCUCCAGAUACCGCCGACGGCCUGGAGGAGAUUGGCCGUGGCUUGACCUUUCUAUGCUAUGGGGUCGCCAUUUUCAGCAGUGUUGUGCUUAUCGGCAUCCUGUUUGGUUUUCGUGACAAACCACCUCGUCCACCAAGCAGAGCACAAGUGUCCAGGGAACAGGCCGACCCAACAGGGUACUGGCACUCCAUGCGGAACCUGCUGCGCAAUGCCAACUACAUGCUGUUGCUGAUCACAUAUG
Messenger RNA from Rhipicephalus sanguineus (brown dog tick), 1217 nucleotides. RefSeq names its product feline leukemia virus subgroup C receptor-related protein 1. NCBI's taxonomy places the organism in Eukaryota, Metazoa, Arthropoda, Arachnida, Ixodida, Ixodidae. Gene Ontology annotation, cellular component: membrane. The record is from RefSeq and is a predicted model, not a curated record. Gene Ontology annotation, molecular function: heme binding; heme transmembrane transporter activity. Gene Ontology annotation, biological process: heme export; transmembrane transport.